AUGGAAGAAGCUUCGCGUGGUGUUCGCGACAGCACCGAUAACACGACCUCGUCCGCCAUUCCCUCCACCGCUCCGUCGGCCCCCCAGUCGCAAACGCACUCGACCCCGACCCCGACCCCCUCAGCCCCUCCAAGCAUUGGUCCCUCCGAGACGACAUCCACGACGACGUCGACGACGACAAAUACCGGCCCUGCUGCCCCAAACCCGGCAUCCAAGAGACGAAGGGGUCUGGGUGUUGUGACGCCGAACGCGUGUACCGAGUGCAGAAAGAAGCGAGCAAAGUGCGAUGGCCAGAGGCCGUGCAGUCGUUGUAAGUCGCAGAAAGACCCGCAAUGUAUAUACGAAAUACCCGUCCGUCAGUCGAAAGAGGACCUUCGAACCGAGCUCGAGCAGCUGCGCCAGCGUCAACGAACCAGCGACCAGGUUUUCGCUGCCCUCGCGCGGUCCGACGCGUGGGAGGAGAUCCUGCGGCGCUUGCGCGGGGGGCAAUCCAUUGACUCGAUAUCGGAAUGGCUCGGUGGAACCCUACCGUCCGGCGGUGGUGCCGUGCCCUCCUUCGUCGCGGCCGGGUCGGGGACCUCUCCCAUGGGAAAUCUCUCCCCGUUCCCAACUGCGGCAUCUGCGCCGUCUCCCAUUGCCAUUGCCACCAUGAGGCUGGGGGCAACGGCCGUGGCCACCCUCGAUCCGAUGCAGGCUCAGCAGUCCGGAAUUCCGCCCCAGAACAUGAACCAGAGUGACGCCUGGCAUUUUCCCACCAGCGCCACGCGGGACACAUGUCAAGGCGACCCGAUGAAUUGGACCACCGAUCUGAACAGGCCGCCUCAGAACCGGGUCGGGUUCUGGGGCAACGCGAUGAACACAGACCAGAGCGAUAGCACCUAUCGAGGUCUCGACCAGGUGCUGGGGUCAUCGAACGUCGCUCAGGCUCGAGCCCCCUCAACCACAUGGACCAACAUCACGACAGAUGCCUUUCUCGUCCAGCACCUGUUAGCCCUGUAUUUCUGCUGGGAAUACCCCACAUUCGCCUCCUUGAGCAAAGAGCAUUUCCUGAAGGAUUUCCAGGAAGGGAGGCCUCGGUUCUGCUCCUCGAUUCUCGUCAACGCCCUUCUUGCGCUGGGCUGCCGCUUUUCAACCAAGUCGAGCACCCGCGCCGACCCCAACGACCCGUACACCUCGGGCGACCACUUCUUCAAGGAGUGCCAACGCCUCUUCUACCUGGAGGAGGAUCACCACUCCCUCACCACCAUCCAGGCCCUGGGCAUCAUGUCUAUAAGGGAGGCCAGCUGCGGGAGGGAUUCCGAAAGCUGGUAUUAUGCGGGCCAGAGCAUCCGCCUGGCCAUCGAAAUGGGACUCCACCAGCUCCAAAUGCACGGAGGGACGGACGAGGACGAGCUUGCGGUCCAGGCCGCGACCUUCUGGGGCGCAUUUGCUCUGGACCACAUGUAUUAUCAUUUCGCCAUCCUAUUAAUGUUCCGGCCUCUGAUCAAACUGAGAAUCAUCGGGUCCAAAGUACUGCCACGGGACGUGUGUUUCCAGGCGGCAGACGCAAUCCAAGGCUUGCUAAGGUCGCAUGCGCAGCUCUAUACUCUUCGGCGGACACCGUCAUUUGUCCCCUACUUCGUUUUGACGUCCUCUAUCAUGCAUUUGGCGUUAGGCGCAUCGGCUAGGUCGCCUCAAAAGGAUCCAGGGGACUUGAACUUGAUGGGACAGCCACCUGGAGAGACGCAAACAGUCGACCCGCGGGUAGCCAAAGCCAUCAAGCAAGGAGUGGAAGAUUUAAAGGAAAUGUCGCCGUGCCAUUAUUUCGCGGAGCAGGCUCUUAAUAUUCUCCGGUACCUCGCGCAUGCGUGGAAUAUCGACGUGGACAUGGGAGACGACCCAAUGCCCCCCGAGGAGUACACGGAUAAGGUCAGGUUCUACACUUCGAGCCUCAACUUCUUCACCCCGAACGUCCGCGAAGAGGAUUUUGUGUGCAUCUGGGGAUCAGACGGGACGAAGGAGUCGGGAGCUAAGAGAGAGGCACAGCAACAUGUGGCCGAGACGGCGGCCAAGAUGGGGAACCCGCUCUUUUGGCCUUUCCCCAUGCACGGGCGGCCUAUCCUGCCGAGUGGGAACGAGCUGGCGGCAUCCGGACGACCACCGGCCAAGGCCGGGCGUCCAUCACGAACCUCUGCUGUGGGCAACAUCUUCUCUCUGCCGCCGCGAUGGCUUCAGUCCUACGACGACUUCAUCACCAAAAACGCUAGCCAAGUGUCGCAAAUAGAAUCGGGCUUGCGAUCGCUAACCUACGUCAUUCCCGGACGCUUCCGCGAUGCCGAGCUGGCGUCCGAAACCAUUCACUCGAGCGUGCAACUAUUAUCUCUCUACCACGACACCCUCCUCAUGCGAGCCCUCUCCCGCCUCCCCAUCUCAAGGAUACCAUCACCGCACGGCCGAUACACCAAGUUCUGGUCCCAACGCAGCCCCGUGUACCGGAGGAUAGCAUUGCUCUUACAGAUGGUCACGUACACCCAGCUCUUGUGCGAAAUGGCGGCGAAGAGGAAAGGCGGGGAGCGGCAGCGGUGGCGCGUUGUUGUCUUGCUCGAGGCCAUCAAGGCCUUUUGCCGGUUGCUUCUGCUACGCAUUACUCGAGUGCGACCUCUCGUUACGCCGGUGCUCCCCGAGCGUGAACCGAUUCCUGAGGAGGCGGACGAGAACGCCGGUGCGGAGCUGAACGAACUGAUAGGCGCCACAUCGGACGACAAUGACAAUGACCAUGCGGCGGAAGCUGACACCGACGCGGUCAAACCCCACGAGAAGGAGUGGCCCAUGCCUCGAACGGGAAUGAGCCUCCCGUCGCUGCCAAAGCCUGACGACAUCAGCGGCUACCUGCUGAGCAAGGUAUUGACGGCCGAUGAUAUUAAACCGGCUCCCAAGCUUCUGAACCAGGCUCAGGGAUCGGCGCAGGCUGCGGAGGUGCUUCAUAUUCUGGCGCCGUUGGUGUACGCUAUCGCCCUCGCGCGGUCCAAGAACAAGCACGCCUGGACACCAUGGCUCAUGGGGUUAAGCGUCGAGUAUGUGGCACGUCAGCUGCGGGUCCGCGACUUCCGAACCACACCGCUAGAAAGGGAGGAAUGGAACAAGAGGGGUUGGGCGAUGGGCUGGUGGGCGAUGCGGGGAGCAUUCUACGACAGGGUCACCAAGGGGUUCGUCGAGGGACUCCGGUCCCGCGUUCCCAGCCUCGUGGGGGGCAUUCUGGAAGAUUACGAGUACCUGUGGGAAAACUACUACUUCAGUACCAGCGCGUAA
This is a messenger RNA of Sodiomyces alkalinus F11, 3288 nucleotides long. Its product is annotated as putative nitrate assimilation regulatory protein nirA. The record is from RefSeq and is a predicted model, not a curated record. The transcript is spliced from 6 exons. Gene Ontology annotation, molecular function: DNA binding; DNA-binding transcription factor activity, RNA polymerase II-specific; zinc ion binding. Gene Ontology annotation, biological process: regulation of DNA-templated transcription; DNA-templated transcription. Bases 1 to 3288 code for a protein of 1095 amino acids. Lineage: Eukaryota; Fungi; Ascomycota; Sordariomycetes; Glomerellales; Plectosphaerellaceae.